AUGGCUAGCUACCCGAAUUCUACUCUGCCACGGCACGAAAGCUUGCAUCGUGAGCAUGUACCAAGAUGGGAUGAUGCAUAUCAGAAAGAUUGGCGGUAUAUGCGUCUUUGUCGACACGCACUUGGAUAUGAACAUGAAAUUGUACGAAAGCUUGAUAACACGAAUCCACCGUUUGCGAUUGAGAAGAUGUGGUUCGACACCAACUUUGACGUAUAA
Haemonchus placei is the source of this 216-nucleotide messenger RNA. Lineage: Eukaryota; Metazoa; Nematoda; Chromadorea; Rhabditida; Trichostrongylidae. The record is from the annotation of a GenBank genome assembly.